Molecule: messenger RNA, 3270 nt
Organism: Chelmon rostratus (copperband butterflyfish)
Lineage: Eukaryota; Metazoa; Chordata; Actinopteri; Chaetodontiformes; Chaetodontidae
Gene: adipor2
Product: adiponectin receptor 2
Exons: 9
Coding region: 337-1467 (376 amino acids)
Biological process (GO): adiponectin-activated signaling pathway
Cellular component (GO): plasma membrane
Molecular function (GO): signaling receptor activity
Source: RefSeq, a predicted model, not a curated record
GUCAGAAAGCGUUCAGAGGAGACAGGAGCAGAGCAGCGACCAGAACUCUGUUUAACUGUCACACUACCCAAAAGACGGAUUCCCGUUCAGAUAACAGAACCAGCUUUGUCCCAAAAGCCCUGUGUGAAGGUAUUAGUCCAGUCCAGUGGAGUCCAGCUUUGGUCCCAUCCGGAUUCAGUCAACUUCAUCCAUCGAGUCUUCUGUCCAAGGAGGCCGGUCCAGCGUUUCAAGCUGGACGGAGGAGAGACGAGCGGGGCCGAGGGCCCGGCCUUCGUGCUGCGACACAGAACGUCAAACCUCAUCGAACACACGACAGAUAGCACGCCUACAGGUCCCAUGAGUCUCCGGGAGAAAGGAGACACGCCCACCUCAGGUCCUUCAACCAGUCACCUCAGCACCUCAGAGUGCCCCUCACACAGUGGGAGUUUCCCAGAGUGCGAUGAGGAGAGAAGAAUAAACGAGGAGGACGACAGAGGAAGGGAAGGAGAGGAGAAGGAGGAAGAGGAUGAGAGGAGCAGUGACGAAGGGUUCAUGGGAAUGACUCCGCUGCUGCAGGCUCACCAUGCCAUGGAGAGGAUGGAGGAGUUUGUACACAAGGUGUGGGAGGGCCGGUGGCGCGUCAUACCUCACGACGUGCUCCCCGAUUGGCUGAAGGACAACGACUUCCUGCUUCACGGCCACAGGCCACCCAUGCCUUCGUUCCGCGCCUGCUUCAAGAGCAUCUUCAGAAUCCACACGGAGACGGGAAACAUCUGGACACAUCUGCUAGGCUGUUUGUUUUUCCUCUGUCUGGGUCUGAUGUACAUGUUCAGGCCCAACAUGUCCUUUGUGGCUCCGGUCCAGGAGAAGGUGGUGAUCGGAAUGUUUUUCCUGGGGGCCAUUCUCUGCCUGUCCUUCUCCUGGCUCUUCCACACCGUCUACUGCCACUCAGAGGGCGUCUCCAGAGUCUUCUCCAAGCUGGACUACAGCGGGAUCGCCUUCCUGAUCAUGGGCUCGUUCGUCCCCUGGUUGUACUACUCCUUCUACUGCUCCCCUCAGCCCUGCUUCAUCUACCUGAUAGUGGUGUGCAUACUGGGAUUGGCCGCCAUCACCGUCUCCCAGUGCGACUUCUUCGCCACGCCGCAGUACAGAGGAGUCAGAGCAGGAGUGUUUGUGGGUCUGGGUCUGAGCGGCGUGGUCCCCACCCUGCACUUCGUCAUCAGCGAGGGUCUGAUCAAAGCCACCACCAUGGGUCAGAUGGGCUGGCUGUUGCUCAUGGCGACACUCUACAUCACCGGAGCCUGUCUGUACGCCGCUCGCAUCCCCGAGAGGUUCUUCCCCGGCAAGUGUGACAUCUGGUUCCACUCCCACCAGCUGUUCCACAUCUUGGUGGUCGCGGGGGCUUUCGUUCAUUUCCACGGCGUCUCCAACCUGCAGGAGUUUCGCUACACGGCGGGAGCGGGCUGCGCCGAGGACGGCACCCUCUAAUACACACACACACGUUCACUCACGUGCGCUUUUCGGGGAGGCGCUGGUUCUGAUAAUGUGCACAGAAUAACACACACACAUAAAACCUAAGACAUGCACACACACGCUCUCCCCCUCACCCAGACUGACGACUGAUCUGGAUAGUCUGGCUUGUGCGUAAUACACAGGAUGUCCCCCCAGGGGGCGCUAUUACAAACAACUAAGAGGGUUUUUGUUCUCUUUCUGUCCCUCUCAUCUGUCUGUCCACCUCCACCUCCUCCGGCUCCGUUCAGUAUAAAACCACUUCCAAGACAAGGUGUGCUUUAUAAACCAGUUUUGAGACUCUCUCCAGGAAGUGUGUUCGGAGGGGGCGAAGCAUCCAAAAUCUCCCUCCAGUAAUCCUGCGUUUUCAUCCGUGUUGAGUUCAGACAUUUAAGAGUUUAAUGGUUUGAUUUGAAAAGGAAGCUUAAUUGUGGCUUAAAAAAAAUCUUUUUGGGGUGUUUUUUGCUGAAUGUUGUUUUCACACUUGAGAGCGUUCAGACAUGAAAGAAUAAGUGAGCGGGACACGUCUCUGGAUUUCUUCCAUGACGGUGAAGGUAGCAGGGGGAGAUGUCGGGAAAUGGGGCGGGCAGGGGGUUAAUAGUCACUUUUAAAAGUAAAAAAAAAAAAAAUGAUAAAAAAAAACCUUUUCCAUGUAAAUAAGAUUUCUAAAUUUUGGGUUAUAGAUUUGUAUGAAAUAUAUAUAAAAUAAAAGAACAAAAAAAUAAUAAAUAAAUAUGUUAGAGUAAAGGCGAGGGUGGAGAGGUGUUAUACGUACACUUGCUCCAGCAGUGAGGCCGAUGGAGAGAACGACACUUUGGUCGGAGGGAAGCGCUUCAAACAACUUCAUGUAUUCUGUAUAUGCGAGGGCGAGAGGCGGAGGCGAGGAGGAAUGUGACGCACAACGUCCGAAUCUUAUCAAACAAAACGGCGACUUCAACGCCCGCCGGCGCCCUCGAGUCACUUUUCUGACCUUGAAACCUUGAAAUGGUAACGAGGAGGCAGCAGAACGACUGUCCUCUGCUCAGUUUUUUUCUGUUUUCACUGAUAUUUGCGCUUAAAACCAAAUCUCAAGUCAAAACUAUCAUAUAUAUAUAUAUAUUUAAGUAAUUAUGAUUUGUAGCCAUUUUUCUGUGACGCGCCCUUCAGUGAUUGGCUGAAAAACAUCAGGAUAUUUUUCUAAACGAGGCCCAGAGUCGUUCAUGUGUCACUUUGGUAAAACUGCAGUAUUAUUACAGCACAGAUGCAGUCGUAGUCUUCCUCCUCUGUGCUCAUAUUCACCUCCUCACUGAUCAAGGAUACUCUGCCUGGAAACACGUUAUUUUCUUUUUUGAUUGGAUUGUAUUUUAAUUUAUCCACUGCUGUUUUUGGUAUUAUUAUAUUUGCAAGCUUUAAUUUUUUUCUUUUCUGUUAUUUAUCUGUUGUUUCUCUCAUUUGAGGCGAGUCUCUCGCAGCCUAAAAACAGCAAAACAAGUCUGAUAAAGUUCAUUACUUUAAGCUUCACUUGGAGAUUAAAACAUUUUUAAAGCUGUGUGUAAUUUAGGUUUGCGAGUUCCUAUUUGACGGCUGCUUCUUUUGAACAGGAAGUGGAAUUCUAUCAUCACACACGUUUUUCUUUCUUUUCUUCUUCUUCUGUUUUUAUCUCAUCCAAUUUAUUUUAAUUUAUUUCUCUUGGGGAGCGCAUAGUGUCUGUCGAAGCACACGUUCCGUUCUGAUGGGAGUGUUUGAUUGCAAUAGACCUUUAUAUCUGCUGUAUUGUUCUAAUAAAAAAAAAAAGGUUUUUGG